Drosophila willistoni is the source of this 2370-nucleotide messenger RNA. RefSeq names its product rho GTPase-activating protein gacF (gene ova). The record is from RefSeq and is a predicted model, not a curated record. Gene Ontology annotation, cellular component: nucleus. Gene Ontology annotation, biological process: regulation of transcription by RNA polymerase II. Bases 242 to 2263 code for a protein of 673 amino acids. NCBI's taxonomy places the organism in Eukaryota, Metazoa, Arthropoda, Insecta, Diptera, Drosophilidae. Gene Ontology annotation, molecular function: DNA-binding transcription factor activity, RNA polymerase II-specific; RNA polymerase II cis-regulatory region sequence-specific DNA binding. The transcript is spliced from 5 exons.
GAAAUUAUAGGACACCCGUAUGAUUCUUUCUUUUCGUUUUCUAAAAAAAUACCCACCAAUGCAACUCGCCUUGGAUGUACCCUUGUUAUUUUAAAGAUUUGUGGAAUGUGUAGCAUGCAAAUAUUGUGUAAAUUGUGAAUCCGCGACGUGUAAUUUGUAUUCAUUAUUGAAUAAAAUCUAUUAAACGGUGGGUAACCAUGCUGCGGUUUAUAUAGUUGAACAGAAGUGUCUUAUAUUGGAAAUGGACGAAAAGGAUAAAUCUCAACAAAACAUGAUAUCAAAUCUGCCACUUUUGUUUGCCAACGGGUAUCCGACAUCCCUUGAGAAAAUUACGGAACCACAAUUGGAGAAUUUUAUACCAUUUAUGGUGCAAUGUUCUUUGGGACACAUUAAUCUUCCAAAGAAAAUUGAUUGCAGUGAGCCCGAAUGGUGGCCAGAAAAUGCUCCAUUUGGUAUACCAUUAAAAAAACCCAAACAUUUUGUUGGCAGUUGGAUGGACAAAAUGAAGGAAAUUGUGGUCAUUUGCUAUCAAUUUCAUAAAAGUCUUUUCCUUUUACGAUUUUGUAAUGAUCUAGCAUCUUAUGAGCAUGCAAGUUUAAGAUUUAUCAAUAAUUACAACUCAACAACAUCGCUGUAUGAUAGGAGAAAUAACAAACUAUUGGUAACAUUUCGAAAUGAAAACAUGUCGUAUGAUAGACAGCAAAAAAGUAGAAAAUGUUUAUUGCUUCAGAAAAAUUUGAGUGAUUCACAUAAUGAUAAUAUACAACAUAUGAUGGUUGAGCCACCGCCGUUCGAUAUUUAUCUUUGCGAUAACUGUGAUGCCGAACUUUAUUCCAAGGAAGCUAUAUUGGAACACGAAAAUAUUUGCAAUAUGGAAGAUGAUGUAAUACUUUGCGACUCUCCAGAACCAGAUAACAAAUGUGAAAGUAAAAACGAGAAUAAUGAUGAGUUGCGUAACGAAUUUUUACUCAAUUUUUGCCUUCAAUCAAAAAGUACUGAUCCUAAUUUACCAACUAAGCACACACAGAAACCCAAUUUUUCAAAUGAGGAAUUAGUUAAGGAUACAUCAAGCAAAAAUCGUCGAAUUUCAUCGAGACGAAAUCGUAAUGUACAUUCAUUUAAUCGAUGUUCAUUCAUACCAGUAUCAUCGCCAGCGGGACAGCAAUUACUUAAAUCGACAAAACAGCCAAUAUCAUUGGAAUAUGUUUUAGAGAGAUUCGAACGUCUUGAUCGAUUUUGCUAUACCCCAUUAGUUGUUAAAUCCAGUUGUAAACAGAAACCAUUUGAAAAGAAAUCAAAUUUAAGCAAUGUACAUUGUACUUUUAAAAAAUCACAUGAACACAAUUUGCAUAUCUAUUCGUUUCCGCGUCGUCAGUUUGCACAACGUAGGGAUACGACACAGAAUUUUUUGUUUUUAAAUUCACCCUUAAUUAAACAGUGCCGUCCAAUCUCAGUUAGAUUAAAAAAGAUAUCCGAUAAUGCAACUGGAGAGCCAAUUCCUAUAACAAAUACAAAACUAAAUAUAAGGCUAACACGAGAUACUUCAUUGAAUUCCCAUUGGAGAAUUUCACCAUCAUCGGAGGUUAUUGUGGAUACAAUUGAUUUGUGUUCCUCGGACGAUGAAGAGCAAAUGACAACGAUAUCAUCAACUCCGCAGGUUAUUAAUUCCGACGGAUUAACCAUAAUAUCCGUAUCACAUAAAAGCAAAAAGGCUAAAAGAACAACAUCUUGUGAUGAUAAUGCUGAACCUGAAUUAACAUCAGUAAGGCAACAAAUCUGCAAUAGCAUCAGUACCAGCACCAGCAGCAGCACCAGCAGCAGCACCAACAUCAGCGCCGAUGACCCACUUGCUGGGCAAUCAAGUUGUUCAACAUUAUCAUUAUCUGAUGACAAUUUAAUAAAACCGCUGCAACAGUCAGUUUACAUAUUUUCCAAUUAUAAAACAAAUUCAGUAUUUAAUCGUUGUGCUGUAGAUACGAAAACAAAUGUUUCAGUUGUGAGAGCACUGAAUACGACCAAUACAUUUACAUCCGAGAGUUCAGCACAGCCUAAAGAACAUAAUCAGGAAAAUUGUACUAGUAGUAGUAGUAGUAGUAUGCCAAAGAAAUUAAUAGCCGUCACUGACUGGUAUGCUCAUCAUCACACAACGAACUCCGAGAAGGGUUCAAUCAAUCAAACGGAUAAUAUUGCUUUUGAGAAUAUAUCCGUUGUGCAGCCUUUUAAUAGUACUGGGCGUAUAAUUUCUAUUGAUUUAACAACCUAGACACUUCAAAAUGAUUAUAUAUAUAAUUAAAAAUAAUAUUAAUUAAGUUAAUCGAAUUAGAAUAUUGUUAUUUUUAUGAAUAAAUAAAAUUUAUAUUUAACUUGAAA